AGAACAGCUGUUGUUGCGGUUGAUCCCAACCUGAUUGGCACUCUCCAAAUUCGCACUUAUUUACGACGGGUUGUUGUUUGGCACUGAUAACGCCAUAGGCCCCACCUUGAUAUGGCGAGCACACACACCAUCUAUCUGAUCACCCACCCGCGUGGACGCGUUCUGGCGGUCAUCUGGCGCAACCCCGAGAUGAUGGACGAGUUGGAAAGCGGCAGCAUUGACUACACUGUGGAUCUCAAUGCACCGGCCUUGCCGACGCCCCUGAGCAAAGUGUUUGACUUCGCCAUAACGACCCUCACCGCCGCUGGCUAUCUGUGCUACCUACAGGCCAUCCAUCGAAUCAUUGCCGAGUCUCACCGCUUGCACUGGCGCGAGAAGCUGCUGGAGCUGCCGCCUGAGGAGCUCGUCGUGGUGGUUCUCGUCGUUUUCGUGUGCAUUGUAUUCCUGAAGGCCUACUGCAUUGGCAUCGUCUGGCGCUGUUACAAGUACCUGACUCUGCGUCAGCAACAUAUCCGCACAUUGUUUCCCUUCCUCGAGACGGGAUCCGGGAUCAAUGGUGUGGGCAGCACCUUUGGGGCUGAGGAGCGUGCCUACACCACUCUGUUGCCCAACUAUGAUGAGGCCAUUGCCCAGUACUUGAAGCAGGCACCGCCGCCAUCCUAUCAGGUGGCCAUGUCCAACUACCAAGAGGAUCAGGCCGGAGAAGCUGGCGGUGCUGAAGCAAAUCCUGGUGUGCCCCCCCUGUUCGUGGCUCUCCUCCAUUAUGGAUGAUAAUGAUAACAUGGAUAACAACAACGAAAUGCCGAACAACAACAACACGAUGCACGUGAAUGCCAACACGCCUCCAAUGCGACGCAGUGAUGUCGCCCUUGGCCCCAUUUCCGAUGACGAUGAUGAUCUGGAGGUGAUCGACGCAGGCCUAGAUGCGAUGGAGAGCAUUCCACCGCCGCCGCCGUACAACGAUGUGGCCGAUGCCGAAGUGCAGGUGCCAUCCCCGUCUGCGGUAGAUCGUCAGGUCAACAUAACACCUGGGCGCAAUGAGAGCCAGGCCUAAGUUGUGAUUUCUUUAAGUUUUUUUCUCACUAUGUAACCGUGAUGUGAGCGCGUGCUCGCAUUACUACCAUCCACAUCCUCGUCUUGCCCAGCCGCACAACGUUUUUUUGGUUAUAAUUACUUGGCUCAUUCCGUUUCCUCCAUCAAUCAGGUGCACUCUUGCGUUUAUACAUAUAUGCUCUCUCUAUACAUAUAUAGUAUUUAGUAUUUAUGCACAAAUGUGUUGAAAAGUGUUUUAGCAAAUGAAAAAUUUUAAGUAAUUCCCAUUUA
This is a messenger RNA of Drosophila miranda, 1323 nucleotides long. Its product is annotated as lysosomal-associated transmembrane protein 4A-like. Gene Ontology annotation, cellular component: lysosomal membrane. The record is from RefSeq and is a predicted model, not a curated record. Bases 112 to 771 code for a protein of 219 amino acids. The transcript has 2 exons. NCBI's taxonomy places the organism in Eukaryota, Metazoa, Arthropoda, Insecta, Diptera, Drosophilidae.